Mugil cephalus (flathead mullet) is the source of this 1910-nucleotide messenger RNA. RefSeq names its product ribonuclease T2 (gene rnaset2). Gene Ontology annotation, molecular function: ribonuclease T2 activity; RNA binding. Gene Ontology annotation, biological process: RNA catabolic process. The transcript is spliced from 10 exons. Gene Ontology annotation, cellular component: extracellular region. The record is from RefSeq and is a predicted model, not a curated record. Bases 182 to 910 code for a protein of 242 amino acids. Lineage: Eukaryota; Metazoa; Chordata; Actinopteri; Mugiliformes; Mugilidae.
GCCAGGCAGGUAGUUGGUAGUGGAGUGGCUUUGGUACAUAACAACAGACUGUGCCUUGUUUGGUACCCUGCCCCUGACACCACGUCCGGUGCACUAACCUAGUUACCCAGACAAGAAACUGCUUGGCGUUCGUGAAACUCUUACAAGUCUUCGUUGCAGCACAGACGGUACGAGGCCAGUCAUGAGGCUCGCCUCUCUUCUCCUGGUCUGCCUAGCAGCAGCCUUUUCCUCUGCCUUUGUGAUUUCAUCACCCCAUAUGUGGACCAAACUGAUCCUGACCCACCACUGGCCAGAAACCUUCUGUACCAUGGAACAGUGUCAUCCCAACAUUAGCUACUGGACAUUACAUGGACUGUGGCCAGAUAAAGGGAACGACUGCAAUUCAUCAUGGCAUUUCAACACUUCUGAAAUAGAGGAUCUGCUACCAGACAUGGAGAAGAGUUGGCCUGACUUGCUUAACCCGUCGUCAUCAAAGUUCUGGAGCUACGAGUGGCACAAACAUGGAACAUGUGCAGCCAGAGCCGAGUCCCUGAACAGUGAACAUAAAUACUUCAGCAAGGCACUGGAGCUAUAUCAUAAAUUGGAUUUGAACAGCGUCCUGCAGAAGUUUGACAUCAUCCCUUCUGAAAAGUACUACUCCUUUGCACAAAUUGAAGGAGUGAUCCAGAACUUCUACGGCGUAACACCGAAGAUCCAGUGUGCCAACCCAUCAAAGAAUGCUGACCACCAGCUUUUGGGACAGAUUGAGAUCUGUUUCAACCCAGACUUCACCCUCCUGGACUGUGAGAAACAUGUCCCCAUGAAAACCAUUCCUAUGAGGGGCUGGGACGAUCCCAUGGGGGUUGACCAUCCGUCUGGGUUCAGUGUGUGCGACAAUGACGUGCCAGUUUACUACCCACCUCUUUCAUAAAAUGCAACAACACACUACUUUAGUACGCAGGCGCCAACAAUUCAUUUUAUAUUUCUCAGGUUUCGUAAUGAACACAUACUUUUAUUGAUAAUAAUAAUGCAUCUAAAACAAGUAUUAAUCAGUGCAAUGCUGAAACAGCAUAAAGAUUGUUGCUAUAGGAAGUUAUUGGACAAAAAAACAUGUGAAUUGUCUGCUUUUCUUAUUUCAUGGCCUUUCCAACUCUUACUAAUAGAAUGACUCAUCUAUCACACAUUGGUGUGCGUUGUGGUGGAAAGACAAGAAGUUUAUGUACUGUAGAGUUCAUGUGUCUUUAUUGUGCUGUGUCUUGUGACACUGAUAAGUGUAUUUUAUACUACAUUUGUGUGCUUAUGUGUCAAUUAUUACACUUAAUGACGUUUUGUUUUUUAAUUAAUCAAAUACAUCAAAAUGGAGAUAUUUUUGUUGGUUUUUGAGGCAAGGGCCAUCAUUUUUAAACCUUACAGUAGAACAUCUACAUCUUCCAUGCAUUAAAAACAAGCGACAAUUAUCAUAAGAAAUAAUAAUAAUCAGAUAUUUGCCAACUUAUUUCUGAGCCAUUAUGAAGUGCAAUACAAAGUGGAUAGACUAAAAGUUUCUUUUUGGUCUCGUUCAUUUUAAGGAUAUGGGCAUAAAUGGAACAUGGAAACCAAAAGAACCCAGACAAGCUCAGCACAUUACAGCAGAUGACGCACAAUAUUACCAUGGCCUGUACAGACAGAAUCUAUAGGAUGUAGGAAUUGUUUUUGUAAACACUAUUCAAUCACUCGCUGACUUGUUUCUAAUGGCACUGUGGUUAUUUUUUAUUUUUUAUCAUCUUAGAUUAAUUAAUUAUAAGGUGAAAACAUUUUUUUUUUAUUUUUUUUUUUUAUUUUUUUUCGACAUUCUAUGUACUAAGUACCAAUGCUGUGGUGUUUAACCACUGAAAUGGAAGUGUGUACUCUCAUUAUUUUCAAUGUCAAUAAAACAUUCAAUAUCUUGUUUA